This is a messenger RNA of Cryptotermes secundus, 1131 nucleotides long. RefSeq lists its product as uncharacterized. The coding region runs from base 181 to 957 and encodes 258 amino acids. Gene Ontology annotation, cellular component: nucleus; transcription regulator complex. The transcript has 2 exons. Gene Ontology annotation, molecular function: DNA binding. Gene Ontology annotation, biological process: regulation of transcription by RNA polymerase II. The record is from RefSeq and is a predicted model, not a curated record. NCBI's taxonomy places the organism in Eukaryota, Metazoa, Arthropoda, Insecta, Blattodea, Kalotermitidae.
AUGCCACUUUUGUGGAGUGCAGACGCCGAGAUGUUACGAGAGAGAGCGCUCGGAGGCCCAACAUGACAACAGCGACAGUCACGUGUGUGUUGCCUGUUACUUCCUCAAUGUUGACACACUAGAAAUACUUCUGCUUUGUUAGUAUCAGAUCACUUGUUAUACGCUUCGGCGGAGGCGGCCAUGAGAGACGAUCCAGAUUUUAAUAUUUCAUUUGUAUCUUUGAUAGAGAAACAGAGGUGUCUGUUCGAUUUUAGUUGUGCCGAGUACAAUAACAGAAAUAUUCAGGAAAGGGCAUGGGAAAAAAUCGCAAAGGAAGUUUCAGGUUCAGUGUUGGAGUGUAAAGAACGGUGGAAAAAUUUAAGGGCGUCUUUCACAAGAUACUUGAAGUCAAUUAAAUUGUGUUCUGGCGAUGGAAAUAGAUAUAAGAAGCCUUAUUAUCUGGCGGAAUAUAUGCAUUUCUUGAAACCUUUCACAAAAUCGAGGAAGCAAAUCGGAAAAUUACAACAUGUAGGCCUAUCUUCGGAACCAGACGCCGAGGAGCAGGGCUAUGACAAUGGAAUGGAGUCGCCCGAACCGGCGUCACAGUUUCUCCGCGACGACGAGCAAGAGAAUGGGGCACAACGCCAGAAUGAAGAUUCUAUUAUGAAUGUGGGAAAAUGGCAGGAAGAUGUACCCGAAGAUUUCGGUACACCAACCACUAAGAGAAUAAAAAGGACUAUAUCAGUAGAAGAUGUAAAUAGAUCGGAAUUUGAAUUUUAUCGAUCCAGGAGGCACUCAGGGCAAAACGAAGUCGAAGAUCCGGACUUAUCGUUUUUUAAAAGUGUUCUUCCAGAUAUAAGAGAGAUGAACGCAGAGCAAAAAAGGCGUUUCAAAAUUGGAAUACUAAACUUAGCUCAACAGAUACUGAAAGAACACAGCGGAUCUUCGCUAACAGAUACUGCCAGACCAAGUAAUUAAGGUUAUUACAUGGAUCUACCAUUUCUGUCAUCAGCAGCGUCAGACGCCUUCAGUUUCGGCGUAGCUUCUGGAGGAAUUACGGCAACAGAAUUAGAAUUUCGAUAAGAUCUAAAAGUUUGUGACGAUGAUGCAUUGGUGCAAAUAUUAUGUUUUUGGACAUUAUUCGUCGUCUUG